UUGGCAGCACUGUUGGGUAUCCUGGAUUAAAAAUGGCCGGAGUCGGAGGAUUUUUGUACAAUGCCCUCUUCAAGAGAACAUCAACUUUUGCAUUAACCAUCAUCGCCGGCUCGUUUUUCUUCGAGCGGUCAUUUGAAUUGUUGUCUGAUUCAAUUUAUGACAACAUUAACCAAGGGAAACUUUGGAAGCACAUCAAGGACAAGUACGAGCAAUAAAAUCAGCCCAGAUCCUCAGGUUUCCAUCAGCAUGUAGCCAUGAUUAGUUCUUCUCGAAGACCUGCAGAUGAUUUGAAAAUAAAGGAAGAAUCCCCGCAACACAGAGUUGUAAGAUGUAUUUAAAUGUUAAAUAAAUGAUUUUGUUUCAAUAAGCUCAA
This is a messenger RNA of Cloeon dipterum, 373 nucleotides long. It is a transcript of the gene ox, whose product is annotated as oxen. NCBI's taxonomy places the organism in Eukaryota, Metazoa, Arthropoda, Insecta, Ephemeroptera, Baetidae. The transcript has 2 exons. Bases 33 to 215 code for a protein of 60 amino acids. Gene Ontology annotation, biological process: mitochondrial electron transport, ubiquinol to cytochrome c. The record is from RefSeq and is a predicted model, not a curated record.